Molecule: messenger RNA, 1076 nt
Organism: Antechinus flavipes (yellow-footed antechinus)
Lineage: Eukaryota; Metazoa; Chordata; Mammalia; Dasyuromorphia; Dasyuridae
Gene: YJEFN3
Product: YjeF N-terminal domain containing 3
Exons: 6
Coding region: 264-1004 (246 amino acids)
Cellular component (GO): mitochondrion
Molecular function (GO): NAD(P)HX epimerase activity
Source: RefSeq, a predicted model, not a curated record
CCGGCUUUGCUAUUGGGAGCAAAGGUUCCGCUCCUUUCCCUCCAGCCAAUCGCCAGGCUUCCCGAAGCGGCGGCUGCCUCCUGACUGGCUGGGCCACCUGCCCCGUCCGGGCCGGAGUAACGCGUUGCGGGGGGCGCAGUUGCCCGCGCCCCGAGAAAGAGGGAGGGAGGGGCGGGAGCAUAAAAGGAGGUGGCUGCUGCGGGGCCGCGCACACUGCUCGGGCGGCCCAAGCGGAGCGUACCCUGUACUCGCGACCUCCCAGCAUGAGCGACCCCGCAGCCUCCGAGGAGCGGCAGCCCGAGCUCCCCAGGUUCCUCAGCAAGGUGGAGGCUGUUGCCAUGGAGAAGGAGCUCAUCGAGGACUAUCGGUUUGGGCGGCAGCAGCUGGCAGAGAUGUGUGGGUAUGCCUGUGCUGUGGCUGUGACCAAGGUGUUUCCUGUGGCCGCCCUCUCCCGGAAGCAGCGUACCGUCCUGGUGGUGUGUGGGCCUGAGCAGAACGGGGCCAUCGGGCUGGUGUGUGCUCGGCAUCUUCGGGUGUUCGAGUAUGAGCCAACCAUCUUCUACCCCAAACGCUCUCCAGACUCACUGUCCAAGGAUUUCACCACGCAGUGUGAGAAGAUGGACAUCCCCUUUCUUUCCUACCUCCCUACUGAGGUCCAGCUGAUCAACGACGCCUACAGCCUGGUGAUCGAUGCCAUCCUGGGGCCCGGGGCGGAGCCUGGGGAGGCCAAAGAGCCCUGCACCAGCAUCCUGGCCACCCUGAAGCUGGUCAAGAUCCCCAUUGUCAGCCUGGACAUCCCCUCAGGAUGGGAUGUGGAGAUGGGCAAUGAAGACGGGAUCAGCCCCGAGGUGCUGGUGUCCCUGGCUGCCCCCAAGAAAUGUGCCGGUCGGUUUUCAGGGAAGUACCACUUUGUGGCUGGACGCUUUGUCCCUGAUGACGUGCAGAAGAAAUUCCACCUGAAUCUGCCUGGCUACCCUGGCACAGAGUGUGUGGUGGCUCUUUAAUGGGACUGGGGGCCAAAGAGAACCCCUUGGGUCUCUCCCACUCCCUAAAAAAUAAACAUUAAUCAUCUCAGA